AGGUGAGAGGAAGUGUUAACUGGUCGUUGACUCGUUGGCUCGUUACUGUAGGUAUACAUUCAAGCAGAUUGAAAGAAAACUCUUGCAUCUCCUUGCGCUGGAAAAAUCACAUAUUUUGUUUAGUCCAACUGUAAUUUAGUUUGGUUGGUGCUUGGUAAAUGUGGUCGGUUGGUGGGACCAGUGUCAACAGUUGCCAGCGUGGGCGGCGUGGGUAGUUGACCUGGUGAUGGCUGAGACUGAGAUGUCCUUCAUGUUGCAACCAAAGCAGUAUUUUUUAAAACUUAUCUUUCUUGCAGGCUUGUCCAAUGAUUUAGUUCAGAUGUUUACUCAACAGGCUUGAACUUGUCUCAGUUUCACUUAGCAGUUCUAUACCCUCGGUAUUUGGCCUGAAACGAUUCCAUCAAGAAAGGAAUUUGGGCCAUGUCAUCUAUGAAUUACAAGUGGGAAAAAUGCUAUAUAACCCACAAAUAAUUAGCUCAACUAUGUGUGUUCUUAAAGGUUAGAGGGAUCCAUCCUAAUUGGAAACCCUCUCAGCUUGAUGAAGUAAACUGGGCAAGUUCGGUUUCCUUGGCCAACUCUCAGCAGAAGAAAGUCCCAUCUGACCAUUUACGCGAACCUUCGUACACUCCUAACUAUUCCUUGAUUACUACUCGCGAGUAGGAACAGAGAGAGGCAGCUAUUCCUACAUCCGGCGUCUGGACGAGUUGGCCAGGAUCAUUGGAUCAUUGAAACUGCAUGAGAGCGGUCUGUCAGUUUAUCUUAUAAAGCAGACAGCCCGUUCUCACCCAGAACCCGCUGAUGACCUGACGGGGAGCGGUCCGCUCCUUACUAAUUGAAAAGCAGUUUUCAAAUUCCAAUAAUGUUUGGUAAGUUCACAAGUUUUCCGCUAGAGGAGAGGGGAUCAGUCUGCUCCUUUAACUAAGGGAAAAGACGCGUGGUUGUUGGAUAAUGCUGGGGUAGUUAACAAUUUCACCACCAGGGAAAAAGCCUGAAUGUGAUCUUUUUGCUAACAAAAGAAAGUUACAUUAUAUCGUGUGAGUUUUUCGGGAAAUCUCAGUAACUCAAUUAAUAUUAUUCUCCAGACAUGAUAGAAAUCUUUUACUGGAAAUUCUUCGUAGUCUGUCUGAAGGUAUGGUCUGUGUAUAGAGCAACCAAUGGCGUGUUAAAUAUUGUCCCGUUAAAUUGUGUUAUUCUAGAUUAUUCUGUUUUUACAUGGUAAAUAUUCUUUGAAAAUUUCUCCACCAAAAAUCAUUUUUUUUAUCAAACCAAAGCAGGUUAGUCAUUUUCAUUAAAAAAUUGUUCACACCAUUUUAGAAUGCGUGUUUAAAUUUUAACAUUAUUCACCACAGAUUUCUCUAGUGAAUUUAUUAACACGAGUCCGUCGGUGGUCAACGCCGAUUUCGGAGGGGAAAAGAGGUUAGAGAAGGUAAAAGACAGAUAUCUACAUAGUUUGAAAUUGUCAGAGGCUAUAUUGUUGGUAAAAAUACUGAUCACCAUGGAGACUUCUGUGUUGUUUCUCCAAUAACUGAUUUGUGACCGCCUCUGUUGAAAAUCGAUACGACGUAAAUUAUGAAAUAAGCCGAAGUAGAACGUAGCCAAUCAUAGUUUAUUCAUGGCAGACUUGCAAAAGCCAUUGCAGACCGCAGUAUUUGUGCGAUGCAGUACUAUAUCGUCAACAGCAGUCAACAGACAUCAAAUUCACAAUCCACGAAGUAACUUGUUCUGGCUGAACACGUAUGGCAUCAGUUUGCUCAGGUGACGUAGGGUCGUAUCAAUCGCCCCACCAGCAAGCUCAUAAGACAAAUAGCUCUGAAGACGAACAACGAAGGAGAAAAGAAACGAAUGAAGUCGACUAUGAAAACAUCCUGGAAAAUUUUGGCAAAACAAGGAAUUUGCAGCUUAGAACAUUUCUAUGGCUUUGUUUACCGGCGUUCUUUCCGGGAAUCGUCGUGAUGUCGUACACCUUCACAGGAGGAACGCCCAAUUAUAGAUGUUUCGUGGAAGAUUGUGACGAAAAUGUCACAAUUUUUUCGAGUAAUGGCUCAUCUUUCGCUCCCACAUGGCUGAAACAAGUGGUUCCUUUGCAUAGGGAAGAGGCAAUAGCCCAAUGUUAUCUGUAUAACAUUACGUUGACCAAUUUGAAACAGUGUGAUCUCAACCAUUCCAUCCAUGACACGUUCCUGAAAAAGUGCAGCCGUUGGGUUUAUGAUACCUCUGUAUUCCGUUCAACCAUAGUCAGUGAUUUCGAGUUAACGUGCGAAAAUGAAUGGAAACAAACUGUGGCCAGCAGCCUGUUUAUGUUAGGAAUGUUGAUCGGAGCAGUUAGCAUUGGUUACAUCGGUGAUACUAUCGGGCGAAGGAAAACAUUUACGCUGAACGUAUUUACACUUGCGAUCGUAACGACCGCUUCUGCAUUUUCACCUGAUUGGAUCACAUUCUGCUCAUUGAGAUUUUUCUCAGGAAUUGGCGCUUCUGGCCACUUCCUAAUCAUCUUUGUUUGGGGAGUUGAAGCCGUCGGGAACAAGUACAGAGUUACUUGCGGAUUCAUUUACCAAAUUGUUUAUGCAGCAGGAUCUGCUUGUCUGGGUAUAGUGGCUUAUUUCGUUCGAGACUGGAGGGUACUUCAGCUUCUCAUUAGCAUUCCCAUGUUUGGUUUUACAGCUUUUUAUUGGUUAGUUGGCUUCCCUUUUUUUAACAUUUCUCCUAAACACAGAGACACCCUGUUACUUGAGGCAAGUAAUGUGUAUGUACUGUAUAGGAUAUUACCAGAAUCGAUUAGGUGGCUGAUAACAAAGAAACAUUAUCCUCAAGUGAAACAAUUCCUGUUGCGGGAAAUUGGUAGGAAUGAAAUCCACGUUCCUGACUACGUUUUAGCUUCUCGUCGCGGAGAAACUAAACGCAAUCUUGAAAACUCGCCAUUUGGAAAUAUUUCCACGAUAGAAUUAAGUUCAGUACAAGAUGGGAGCGAUUAUUCAAGAUAUUUAGAAAAAGCUAAAGUUGAGAGCUUGGCCGAUAUUUUCCGCUCAAACAUUUUGAUGGUCCGACUAAUGAUUAUUUCCAUGGCAUGGAUUGCUGGGGUGAUGGGUUACUACGGUAUAACUUAUUCGGCAGCAAACCUAGUCGGAAACUUUUACAUCAACUACGGACUUUCUAUGCAAGUGCUAAAGCUAGUUGAAAUUCCUGCUUACUUAUUGGGCAUGAUUGUAGUGGAAAAAAUUGGGCGAAGACCAAUGCUAACCUGUGGUUUACUAGUCAGCGGUCUUUGCUGCCUCAUAGCCGGUUUGCUACCCGUUGAAUGGGCAUCUGCCAAAACAGUGUUUUCACUGAUUGCUAAGCUGUUUGCUGCCUGCGUCACAGCCACACUCUACUCAUAUACUUCGGAGUUGUUUCCCACUUUCGGCAGAAGUGCAAUGGUCGGUUUAUGCUCAACUUGCGGCCGUAUAGGAGGGAUAUUAGCCCCCAUCAUCUCGGAUUGGGUGACAUUUGGGAAGAAAACUGAUGUUCACGCCAGCAUACCUUUCUUGGUUUUUGCCACCAUAAACAUAUUAGUUGGGCUCCUAUGUUUUCUACUUCCGGAGACCAAAAUGAUUUCCUUCCCAGCUACAAUAAAGGAAGCUAACGAAAUGAAACCGGCAUUCCUAGCGAAUGUUUUGCAAGCAAAAUAUCGAAAGGUCGAGCAUCAGGAAAGGCAUUAAUAAGAUUGAUUUUACAAUUUUAUACUUGGAAAAACCAGAAAUUUGUGAUACCUGAUAAUAUCUGGCGAUAUGUACAUUUUCACAUUUUCGUUUCUACACUUAGUUUACCUUUCGUCUACCACAGACGAUAGAACCAAAAAAAUAGAGAUAUGGUAAGGAA
Molecule: messenger RNA, 3855 nt
Organism: Daphnia magna
Lineage: Eukaryota; Metazoa; Arthropoda; Branchiopoda; Diplostraca; Daphniidae
Product: organic cation transporter protein
Exons: 14
Coding region: 1737-3695 (652 amino acids)
Biological process (GO): transmembrane transport
Cellular component (GO): membrane
Molecular function (GO): transmembrane transporter activity
Source: RefSeq, a predicted model, not a curated record